Messenger RNA from Lichtheimia ornata, 1017 nucleotides. RefSeq lists its product as uncharacterized. NCBI's taxonomy places the organism in Eukaryota, Fungi, Mucoromycota, Mucoromycetes, Mucorales, Lichtheimiaceae. The record is from RefSeq and is a predicted model, not a curated record. The coding region runs from base 1 to 1017 and encodes 338 amino acids. Gene Ontology annotation, cellular component: cytoplasm; cytosol. Gene Ontology annotation, molecular function: carboxy-lyase activity; hydrolase activity. Gene Ontology annotation, biological process: secondary metabolic process. The transcript has a single exon.
AUGUCUUGUACCACAUCCUCCCCUCAAUGGAUUGAUACCCAUAUUCAUGUUAUUACCAAGAGCUAUCAAGCAGCAAUCGAUGCAGCCGGUGGUGACCCUUCUGGUUAUCCAAUGCCAACAUGGACUGAAGCAGCAUGCCUUGAAUUCAUGGAGAGUGUGAAAAUACAGCGAGCCAUCUUGUCAGUGACAGCACCAGGGCCAUCCAUUGCCGGGAAUGGUGCCGAAGGACGCGAACUUGCACGCAAGAUCAAUAAUGAAGUAGCCGAUAUUGUUCAACAAUACCCUGAACGCAUGUCUUACUUUGCAUCGACACCUGAUUGGACGGAUGUACAAGGCACUUUGGAUGAGCUCUAUCAUAUCUUUAAUCAUGAUACUCCUGCUUUAGGCGUUGUUGUCAUGACAAGUUAUGGAAAACGACUUUUGGGUGAUCCCAUGUUUGAGCCUAUAUGGAAAAAGUUGAAUACCUACAAGGCGAUUGUGUUUAUCCAUCCAUCGGCUGUGGCGAUUGAGCCUCAAUUUGUAUCAAACAAUUUGCCACAACCGAUCAUUGAUUAUCCUCAUGCCACGACACGUACAGCAGUGGAUCUUUUAUUCAGUGGACGAUUCAAUGCAUGUCCUGAUGUGGAUGUGAUCUUAUCCCAUGCUGGUGGUGAAUUACCUUUUCUUGCAGAACGUGCAUUGAUGAUUGUGCGCCAAGGUCCUUUCAAGGCUGGCUAUGAUGGUUGUGAACCUGUGGAUUGUGAACAAGUCGUACGUAACAUGCAUCGGUUUUAUAUGGACACGGCGCUUUCUGGAUCAUCACCCCAACUCGAAGCAUUGCUUGCUUUUGGAUGCCAAGACCGUAUCUUGUAUGGCUCCGAUUUCCCAUACGCACCUGUACCCACAUCCAAGCUGAAUAACUCAAUGCUACUUGAAUUUGUCAAUAAGCAUGGCAAGCGUGCUGACCCCGUGAGUCCAGCUACAUUAAGAAGAAAUGCCAUCCACCUCUUUAAAAAGCAUGGCGUGGAUUUGGAAUAA